This is a messenger RNA of Prorocentrum cordatum, 425 nucleotides long. The record is from the annotation of a GenBank genome assembly. NCBI's taxonomy places the organism in Eukaryota, Dinophyceae, Prorocentrales, Prorocentraceae.
CCUCCCUCCCUCUCCCGCCCUCGCCCCCGCCGCGACGCGAUGGCGGCGGCGCCGGCACAGCCGCAGCCGCCGGCGGGCCCGUCGCCGCGUGCGGUGGACGAGUGGUGGUUGGAGUGCUGGCAGGAGUGGUUGGGGCGACUGGGCUCCGGCCGCCCGCGCCGCGCGCGGACGGGCGCGCCGUGCUGCGCGUCGGGCGGGCCGUGCAGCCCCAGGAGGUGUGGGAGCGGCUGCUGCCCGACGGCGCGGCCCGCAGCACCGUCUCCCGCGAGCACUUCGAGCUGGCGGGCGGGCCGGGCGAGCGGCUGCUGCUCGCAGGAACCUCAGCCUGGGCGGGACGUACCUCAACGGCGUGCUGGUGCACGGCGAGGCCGUGGCCACGGGUUCCGUGAGCCCGCGGCCAGCGGCGGGCGCGGCGCAUCCGGCGG